Soboliphyme baturini is the source of this 943-nucleotide messenger RNA. The record is from the annotation of a GenBank genome assembly. Lineage: Eukaryota; Metazoa; Nematoda; Enoplea; Dioctophymatida; Soboliphymatidae.
ACUUUUGCCCUUUUGCGGCUAUGAAACUGGACGACAAGGCGAUUCGGUCGCUGGCAGUGGCCAAAUUGUUUCGGGAAAACACCGACCGCAUAAACAGUUUUGACUUUUCUCCUGACGGACUGCUGCUGAUUUCAAGCUCGGAUGAUGAUUCGAUCAUCAUUUACGACUGUCAGAGCGGAACAAGGAAAAGGCAGGUAAACAGCAAGAAAUACGGUGUUGAUCUCAUACAUUUCACCCAUGCGCCAGACACCGCUAUUCACAGCUCUACGAAAGUCGAUGAUACUAUACGCUACCUGUCGUUGCACGACAACAAGUACAUCCGUUACUACCCCGGACAUGGCAAAAAGGUUGUCUCGCUGAGUCUUUCUCCAAUCGACGACACAUUUAUUUCUGGAUCUCUGGACAUGACCAUUCGUUUGUGGGAUUUGAGAUCGCAGAGCUGCCAGGGAGUGAUGCGUUUAACUGGUCGACCCGUAGCAGCGUAUGACCCCGAGGGCCUAAUUUUUGCAGUUGGCGUCAAUUCAGAAUAUGUCAAGUUGUACGACCUUAGGUCUUUCGACAAAGGUCCAUUCAACACGUUCCAGUUGCCACAACAAGACAAAGACUGCGACUGGACCUCGUUAAAAUUUUCUCCCGAUGGCAAAGUGAUUAUGAUCGGUACAAAUGGAACCGUUAUUCGAAUGAUCGACGCCUUCCAAGGACAUCUGAUAUAUAAUCUCGUAGGUCAUGUUAAUGGAAAAGGUUUACCGUUGGAGUCUUCGUUUACUCCGGAUUCGAAUUAUAUCUUUUCUGGUUCAACCGACAGCAAAGUGUACGUUUGGAGUGCUGAAAAUGGCAGUCCGAUCGCAACGUUAGAAGGGGAACACACGGGACCUGUUCAGUGUGUACAGUUCAAUCCCAAGUACAUGAUGUUCGCAUCGGCGUGUAGUCAGCUGGUAUAACA